GCUGGCUGGUUUAACGUCGGCGGACACAAAACCAUCCCCCGACGUCUCCUUUAAGAGGCGCAGUGACGAGUCGCCGACAAACGGAGCUUGUGAGCGCAUCUACCGACUGCUCACAUCACAUCUGCCUCUGCAUUUACGCCAAGAAAAACACUGCAUUUACAUGAAGUGGGCCGCUGGAAGUCAAGGACAUGCGCGCUCCUUAAUUGCGCAGCUCAUGCAGCUGGAAAAUACCCCAUUUCGAGGGCGCAGGACACGUUUUUGCGUGGGAUUUCCUUAUAAACGACGUUCAUCAUAUUUGUGCUCCACUAACAACCUGCUGUGGGGGAAAGAAGACUUAAUUUUGUGCCCUGAGGAUGUGAUGUGACAGAUCUCCGGUUUCUCGCUGCUGCCGCCGCUCACAGUCGCUCAUGAUGCCCAGAGCUGUGCGGAGGCUGCUGCAUCUGAUGCUCUUCUGUCCUCUGGCCAAAGGCCUGCAGAGUCGUCUCCCAGCCAUUAAGGUGAAGUACCUUCUUCUGGCCUGGUUGGGCAUCCUCAUCAUCAGCUGGAUCGUCUACAUGCAGUACGCUUCAUACGCAGAACUCUGCCGUGGGAAUGUUUGCCACAUGGUCAUUUGUGAUCACUACAGGAGGGGGAUAAUAUCAGGCUCAUCCUGCAAGGCACUGUGUGAUCAGAGAACUCUGACGCUGCACCACUGCAUGUCCACCUCCUCCACCCAUCAGGUGUACAUCGGGCUCUGGAAGGAGAGGCCUGUGGUGAUCAAAUGUGGCAUCGAGGAUCCUGGGAACACAGACGGAGCUCCAGACUCCGUACUGCGACAGGAGAUGAGUCUGUUUGACAAACCGACACGUGGAACCUCCAUGGAUGAAUUUAAAGAGAUGCUCCACAGUUUCCUCAAGACUAACUUUGGUGAACAGCCAUCCUUAAACACCUUAGUGGACACGGUUAUCACUCUGGCUGACGUCAACCAGGACCGAAAAGUGUCUCUUGCAGAGGCCAAGUCCAUCUGGGCUCUGCUCCACAUCAACGAGUUCCUGCUGAUGGUUGCCCUGCAGGAGAAGGAGCACACCCCGAAGCUGCUGGGCUUCUGUGGAGACUUGUACGUGACCGAGCUGAUGGGACACAGCUCCCUCUACAGGCUCGAGGUGCCUCAUUACCUAAAGGCCGUUGUUCCAGAGGCCUUGAGUUCCAGCCUGAACCACUGGCUGGCUCCGUCCUGGCCCCGCAGGGCUCGCAUCACCAUCGGCCUGCUGGAGUUUGUGGAAGAGGUUUUCCACGGCUCCUACGGGAGUUUCCUCAUAUGUGACGCCAGCCCUCACCACGUCGGCUACAAUGCAAAGUAUGACUGUAAGAUGGCCAACCUGCGCAGCGUGGCAUCAGAAGCUGCCGUGCGGGCUUUCUUGAAGGGACGGCGAUGCGAUACUAAUGCGGACUGCACUUACGGCCGGGACUGCACGGCCACAUGUGAUCGACUGGUCAAGCAGUGCAACACUGAGGUUGUGCAGCCUAAUCUUGCAAAGGUGUGUGUUCUUUUGCAGGAUUUCCUGCUUUUUGGAGCUCCUUCCGACCUGCAUGGGGAUCUGGAGAAGCAGCUCCGCACCUGUGUGACACUCAGCGGUCUGGCAAGUCAGAUGGAAGUUCACCACUCGCUAGUUCUUAACAACCUAAAGACCCUACUCUGGAAGAAAAUUUCCAACACACAGUACUCCUGAGAUUUGGCUGACGUGAUCUAGUCAGUUCUUCUACGUAGUGAGUGAAUUACAGUCAUGUACAAAAGUUACUUCUCCCUCUUUCAAUCAUAAAAAUAUACAAAUGAUACAAAUACAAUGCAGGACGAUCAACAUUAUGGCUUUUUAUUUUAACCAUGGCAUUACUUUUUAACAAAAAUGAAGCCAAAAAGAAACGUGGGCAAUACUAAGUACCCGUUUACUGUGUCCACAAGAUCUAUAACAGCCAAGUGCUGCUAGUUAUCAGUCAUUGAUAAUUUGGUCAUCAGCAGGUGUGUACAAAUGUAUAAACCCAGAUUUUUUUUGGCAGUUUGCUGGUCUGCAGUGUUAAGCUGUGUGUUUACACUAGGAAUGGGUGAUAUUUUACCAUUCACAAUAAACCGUCAAAAAAAUUCCCCACGGU
Molecule: messenger RNA, 2127 nt
Organism: Cololabis saira (Pacific saury)
Lineage: Eukaryota; Metazoa; Chordata; Actinopteri; Beloniformes; Belonidae
Gene: dipk1b
Product: divergent protein kinase domain 1B
Exons: 5
Coding region: 408-1709 (433 amino acids)
Source: RefSeq, a predicted model, not a curated record